This is a messenger RNA of Aureobasidium subglaciale EXF-2481, 579 nucleotides long. RefSeq lists its product as uncharacterized. NCBI's taxonomy places the organism in Eukaryota, Fungi, Ascomycota, Dothideomycetes, Dothideales, Saccotheciaceae. The transcript is spliced from 3 exons. The record is from RefSeq and is a predicted model, not a curated record. The coding region runs from base 1 to 579 and encodes 192 amino acids.
AUGAACACCUCGACGGCUUUCACGAGCCUCGACAAAGCCAAUUUACCAAUCAUCGACUACUCGCGAAUCGAGGUUUUCUUGGCCGAAAGUCCGCCCGAGAACCUAACCGAGAACUUCGAACUCUUGAACGCUGUCAAUGAUAUUGGUUUUAUCAACCUCAGUAACCACGGUACCACCGAAGGGAAGUUGAAGAAGCUGUUCGACCAUACCAUGAAGUUCUCAUUUUGUGCAAAGUCUGGCGAUCUUCUCUCCCGAUGGUUCGAUGACGACCUAAGAUCCGUUGAGCAUGGAGUCGCCGGGCCACUACUCGAACGUUUGAAACUAGAUGCUCAGGAUAGGCUGCCACCGCGGUUCAUUCCAGCGGGGUGCAAAACCCCUAACAGAAAUGCUUGGAUAGAGCCUCUAAGCUCAUGCAUCAUCGAACAAGACCCUCAGCGCUUCGAGGAUGUGUGGGCGGGCAAGCACAUAGCCGAUCGUAUCGCUAGAUUGCACAAGGAUGACAAGAUCUUCGAGAUGUGGCAGAAGUCAAUGUACAGGGACAAUUCACUGUUCAUUCCACUUAGGCGGGGCGACGGUUAG